Molecule: messenger RNA, 286 nt
Organism: Didymodactylos carnosus
Lineage: Eukaryota; Metazoa; Rotifera; Eurotatoria; Philodinida; Philodinidae
Source: the annotation of a GenBank genome assembly
AUGAUCAUCGUGAAACGAUGAAUCACAAAAUGUAUCAUAAAGUCGAAGAAAAACUUCACUCGAACUUUGGAUUAUGUACAUCUUAAUUCUGAUUUCUUUUCUUUAUUUAGGAUCUGGACCACCCGUAUCUCAUCGAAAUUAUAUUGGACAAGGUAGCAAAAAUCGUUCCAGGUCUCAAGGUCGUUAUUCACAGAGAACAGGACAACAACCUCUUGUAGCGAAGUCAAAUAAUCAACAACAAGAGAGAUACAUUCGAAAACCAUGUUCAUCAGAACCUUAUCCAUAA